CCACACACCCCUCAGACUCUCGGACACACCAAACGGAUCUCCUGUCAAAACGGUGCGUUCGCUCUCUUUAAAACAAACACCAACUACUCUUUCUCUCUCUCACUUUCUCCCACUAAAACACUAUCUAUAUGGAAGCGCCGGAAUACUUCGUCGGAGGCUAUUUUUCGGCCGGAGGAGCUGACCAAUUCACUCAGCAGGAUAAGCGCCAUGCUGACCAGAAAAUCGGUGAGUCUUUCGCCAUUGAUGACCUCCUCGACUUCUCCCACGCCGACGCCAUUAUGUCCGACGGUUUCUUCGACAAUGUAGCCGGGAACUCCACUGACUCCUCCACCGUCACUGCUGUUGACAGCUGCAACUCCUCAAUUUCGGGCAGCGACAACCGCUUCGCCUCAGCCAUUGUCCCUCGCGGCUACGCCGGCGAUCCUCAAUUCUCCGGAGAACUCUGCGUUCCGUACGAUGAUAUGGCGGAACUGGAAUGGCUCUCGAACUUCGUUGAGGACUCGUUCUCCGCCGAGGAGGAGUUGAAAACGCUGCAGCUACUGUCCGGCGCAGCUGCGUCCACCGCCAUUGGCGCGAAACCGCAGACGCCAGAGUCCUCGUCCUCCACCGACACGCUGCCGCCGUUCGCUUCCGACGAAACCGCUCGAAACGCACCGUUUCUCCACACGGAGACGCCUCUCCCGGGGAAGGCGCGCAGCAAGCGCUCACGCGCGGCGCCGGGGGACUGGUCCACACGCCUGCUUCGCCUGGUGGCACCGGAGCAAGAGAGGCCGCCGCAGGCGAAGGAUUCACCGGUGAAGAAGAGAGAGGGAACGAAUGCAGAGUGUUCCGGAAGGAAAUGCCUGCACUGCGGCGCGGAGAAGACGCCGCAGUGGCGGACGGGACCGAUGGGACCGAAGACGCUGUGCAACGCAUGCGGCGUGAGGUUCAAGUCCGGGCGGCUGGUUCCGGAGUACAGGCCGGCGGCGAGCCCGACAUUCGUGUCGACGAAGCAUUCGAAUUCGCAUCGGAAGGUUUUGGAGCUGAGGCGGCAGAAGGAGAUGCAUCGACAGCAGCAUCAGCAAUUGAUGAGUCAGAGUUCAAUUUUCGGCGUAUCAAACGGUGGAGACGAGUUCUUGAUCCAUCAUCAUCACCACCAUCAGCACUGUGGGCCAGAUUUUAGACACGUUAUUUAGUCUUUUUCUUUUUAAUUUUAAUUUUAAUUUAGGGUGCAGGUCUCAUUUUAAACUAUCGUCAGCUUCAGCACUCUCUUUCCCUUUUAUCUUAUCUGAAAAAUUUUGUCUUAUAAAUUUGAAUUCUUAGCUUCUU
Vigna umbellata (rice bean) is the source of this 1308-nucleotide messenger RNA. RefSeq names its product GATA transcription factor 9-like. The record is from RefSeq and is a predicted model, not a curated record. Gene Ontology annotation, biological process: positive regulation of DNA-templated transcription; cell differentiation. Gene Ontology annotation, molecular function: sequence-specific DNA binding; zinc ion binding. Gene Ontology annotation, cellular component: nucleus. NCBI's taxonomy places the organism in Eukaryota, Viridiplantae, Streptophyta, Magnoliopsida, Fabales, Fabaceae.